Parasteatoda tepidariorum (common house spider) is the source of this 3171-nucleotide messenger RNA. Its product is annotated as zinc finger protein 28. The record is from RefSeq and is a predicted model, not a curated record. NCBI's taxonomy places the organism in Eukaryota, Metazoa, Arthropoda, Arachnida, Araneae, Theridiidae.
AUUUUUUUUAUUAUACUUUGUUGUUGUUUUGGUUCUGAGAAUAAAAUCUUGAAAUAUUACAUAAAUGAUUAAAUUAAUUUCAACUAUCAUCUAACUAUAAUUAUAGCUGAAAAUAUUUUAUUUGACUAUAACUUAAUUAGAUAGUGCUUUUUCUUUUUUCUUAUUUUCAUUCUGCUCUAAAUGUAAUCAUCUUAUUUAUAUAGUUUUUUUCACUUUACGAAACGGAAUACGUGCCAUAGUUUUCGUGCAAUGGCUUUCAUACAAACAGAUAAUAAUUAUUCAGAAAUUUUGCCACCUGCUACUGAUAAUCGAUUUGAAAGUGCAGACAUUUCUGCAUCGUCAAGCUCUGAACAAACGGAUUAUAAUAAUGAAAUUUAUAACCCUGAUUGUGUGUUAUCAGAUCCAAUCCAAACGCCUGGGGCAAAUCAUGGAAUUUAUAAUUCCGAGUGUUUAUUACCUGAUAAUACUGAAAUACCUGAUAAUAAUAAUGGAACUUAUAAUCAUAACAUGGAAUUUUCUCCUGCGAUCAGCGCAAAACAAUUAGAAGAAAUAAACGAAAUUUAUAAUCCUGAGUGUUUGUUGCCUGAUAAUGUUGAGAUAAACGAUAAAAGUAAUGGGAUAAGUAAUUAUUCGGGUAUCAACACAAAGCAAUCAGAAGAAACAAAUGAAAUUUAUACCUGUGAUGUUUGUGAUAAACAGUUUUUUCGCAAAUACUGUCUUCAAAGGCAUCUAAGUAUCCAUAUGAGUGAAAGACCAUUUGUUUGUGAUGUUUGUCAGAAAACAUUUAAACGGAGAAGUAAUCUACGAGAUCACGUUUUGACUCAUUCUACUAACAAGACGUAUGUUUGCAAUAUCUGUAGCAAAUCUUUUAGUGUGGAAAAGUACUUAAAAAAUCACGCUGUUGUUCAUAACAAAGAAAAAACUUACGAGUGUGAAUAUUGUAAUAAAUCUUUCCCACGGAAAGAAAGUUUGAAGCAUCAUUUAAUGAUUCAUCAAAAUAAAGAAUCUUAUGUUUGUGAAGUGUGUCAGAAAGAAUUUACUCAAAGAAGAUACCUUCAAAAGCAUUUUUUCAUUCACAUGAAUAAUAAGCAUGAAUGUGAAAUUUGUCAUAAAGUCUUUACUUUAAAGCAUAGUCUUAAGAAACAUUACCUUCUGCAUACAAAUGAGAGGCCACAUGUGUGUGAUAUCUGCAACAAAGGAUUCAUGAUGAAAAAUGACCUUAAAAAUCAUUAUUUUAGCCAUACAACAGACAAGCCUUUUCACUGUGCAAUAUGCAAUAAAGGUUUUGUGCAAAGAUUCCUGUUAAGAAGGCAUUUAAAAACUCAUAAAAUUGAUAAUGACGUAUUAAAAAAUAUGUUAAAUUUACUUUAUGAUGACCCAAGAUGUAAUAAAGUAACUCCUAAUGAAUCAAAUUCUAUUAAUCUGCUAGAAGAUAAUGAAAAAUCUAAUGGGAACAAUGAAUCAGAUCUAUUGAAUAUAAUAGAAGAAAAUGAAAAAUGUGAUAAUGAUGAGUCAAAUUCAAUGAAUUUAAAUGAAGAUAAUGAAGAAUCUAAUUGUAAUAAUGAAUUUAAUCUAUCGGACAGACCAGAAAAUAAUUGUAAAUCUAAUGAUGAUGAAUCAAAUUCAAUGAAUUCAAUUGAAGAUAAUGAAGAAUCUAAUGAGAACAAUGAAUCAAGUCUAUUGAAUAUACCAGAAGAAAAUAAUAAAUGUGAUGAUGAUAAGUAAAAUUCAAUGAAUUUAAUUGAAGAUAAUUAAAGAUCUAAUACAUUUAAUGAUAAAGUAUAACAGAAAGUUAUGAAAGUAUAACAGAGUCUAUUAAGUAUAACAGAAGAUGAUGAAAAAAAUAUGAUGAUCAAUUGAAUAAAGUGAGUUCAGUAGAAGAUAAAGAAAAGUCUUUAACAGACUUAAAUCUAAUAAUGAUUGAACAUAAUAAAAGGGAAUGGAAAAUUUAGUAAUGAAUUUAAGUCUGAUAAAUUAAAAAAAAAAAUAUCUAAUAUUUUUACUUUUAGUAAUAAAUUUGAUCUGUUGAAUUAUAUAAAAAUAAGAAUUGUUCUGAGUUUCUUAAUGAAUAAAAUAUUCUAAUAACUAAAGAAUAAAAAAUUCUAAUAAAUAAAAAUAAUAAAUUCUAAUAACUAUUAUUUUUUGAAAAAUCUGUUACAGAAAGCCAGUGCACUAAGCUACAAAUCUCUCCACCUUUCAUAUUGUUAACAUUUGCUGGAUUGUUCACUUUUAAACAAUCACUUCAUAGUUCCUAAUAACAUUUAACUCUGUACUUGAUAAAAAUCUCUACAUUUAAAAUAAAUCUGCAAGAGAAAUAAAUCUUAAAAUAUAUUUGACAAAUAAUAUUAAAUUCAUUAUUUUCAGAAAAUCAGAGACUAUAAUCACUGUACUAGAUUACUAAAACUGCAUCAAUCAGAUUCUAAUUACUCAAUGUAUAUUUCAUGUGAGUUUCAUAUCCGUAAAAAAGUUCAAAAGUUCAUUUGGCCAUUUAAUACUCUUCAUUACAAAUAAAAUUUGUUAUAAAACAUUAUAUUUCUAUUUGUAAUUGCAUAAUUACAUUAAAAGAGAGAAGGAGAGGUUUGUUAACUUUCUGGCAUUCAAACCACUUUCUCACCUUUUUGUGAGAUAUUUUCCGUGUUUUAAGGCUUCAUCAAUUUGUGUCAUGUUCCACUGGUUCUAUGUAUCAAAAAUGGCCCCAUGUAUGCUAAAUUUUGUUGAGUAUAUAUUUAUUGAGCUUAUGACUGACAAAUAUUCUAAUUCUAAAAAAUAAUUUUAUAAAAAGUAUACAGUGUGCUAUAAAUUUCACUUCAUUUUUAUUACUAGAUUUAAUAACGUAAAACUUCUAUUUCAAGCAUCAAACAAAAACUGAAAAAAAAAAAAAAACCUUAAAGUACAACUUUUAAAAAAAAGAAAAACCUUUCUUAUUUAUUAUUGGUGGUGUUUCAAAAUGAUGAUUUUCUCUUUAGUAUUAUGAAGUGAUUAUUGUUGCUUUGAUUUAUUUGUAUGCUAAUACAGUCAAACUUUUAGAUGAUUUGAAGUCUAGUAUACCAGAGAGAAUAUUCAAAAAUUUGAAUUGUAGAUAUUUUCUUUCAAACGGAAAAGUUAAUUAUGUACUAGCAUAAUUAUUCUCCUUUAUUUAUUUAUUUUUUUUAAAAUAUUGUUUUUGAUUGC